Closterium sp. Naga37s-1 is the source of this 209-nucleotide messenger RNA. NCBI's taxonomy places the organism in Eukaryota, Viridiplantae, Streptophyta, Zygnematophyceae, Desmidiales, Closteriaceae. The record is from the annotation of a GenBank genome assembly.
AUGGGGCGACCUGAGUACGUAUCCGACGAGGAGGAGCGCGAUGGUCAUGCAGUGACGGCGCGCGGCGAGUGUCGCGAGGAGGACGAGGAGAGAAGACCGCAGGAGGAAGGGGCGGAGGAGGAGGGGGCGGAGGAGGAAGGGGCGGAGGAGGAAGGGACGGAGGAGGAAGGGGCGGAGGAGGAAGGGGCGGAGAGGGGAGGGACAGCGGA